AUGGAUUAUGCACCGCAAGAGAACGAAAAUUCAUUCCGCUACUCUAUGUCAGAGUAUGAAGACGACGAUGAUACUUCAAUCGCCAAUAGUUCCGGUACGGCAAUUCACCACCGUGGUCGUCGGCCGCAACCUACGGUAAAUGGAAUACCGCGCGAAAACGGGAUAUACUUUGGGUCGGCAUCAGAUCUCUCACUUCCGCGAGAAAUAACGUUGAGCGAGUUUCUCAGGGACGAAAGCGGCCCCAUACGAGACGGCCCAACUUGCCAGUACAGCUUUGGGAGCCAACAGUCUUCUUCACCCGAACACACUUCUUCAAGUGCUUCGGCAAACCGCGACAGGGAAGACCGCAGCGAUGAUACGGGCAUUGAGAUUGACGGACAGUGGUUCUACUUAAUACCGUCUGCGCGAUUGACUCGACCCUCGACUGCACCCGCUCAGAGUGGUACCCCAGUGUCCAAACCCAAGCUUGUCAGUUAUUCUGAGCGUCCCGGAUCUUCACGUUCGACCAUUCCUACAGUAUCCCAGCUUGAGGAUAGCGACACCGCAACCCGACUGCCGGCGAGGAAUUCUACAGACCGAGCAAUCCUCGAUCAACCACAAGAAAUUCUGAACUCGUCUCUACCGAUCACCAAACCAGCCGGAACGCCCCAUCCAAGGCCUUCUGCAAAUUCUCGGCGUAGUUCGAAAGGGUUCGAUAGCGAGGUGUACGUGACGCGACUCGGCGAACCGCAUCCGCCAGUGCAGGAGCCUGUACAGAAGCGACGGGGCCUACGACGAUGGUUAUGCUUUAAGCGUCCACAUUUCAGGCGAGGAAGGAUUGGCAGCCCGCAUUGA
Trematosphaeria pertusa is the source of this 834-nucleotide messenger RNA. RefSeq lists its product as uncharacterized. The transcript has a single exon. NCBI's taxonomy places the organism in Eukaryota, Fungi, Ascomycota, Dothideomycetes, Pleosporales, Trematosphaeriaceae. The record is from RefSeq and is a predicted model, not a curated record. Bases 1 to 834 code for a protein of 277 amino acids.